This is a messenger RNA of Thamnophis elegans (Western terrestrial garter snake), 2836 nucleotides long. It is a transcript of the gene TMED5, whose product is annotated as transmembrane p24 trafficking protein 5. Gene Ontology annotation, biological process: endoplasmic reticulum to Golgi vesicle-mediated transport; intracellular protein transport; Golgi organization. Bases 188 to 865 code for a protein of 225 amino acids. Gene Ontology annotation, cellular component: Golgi apparatus; endoplasmic reticulum; COPII-coated ER to Golgi transport vesicle. The record is from RefSeq and is a predicted model, not a curated record. Lineage: Eukaryota; Metazoa; Chordata; Lepidosauria; Squamata; Natricidae. The transcript is spliced from 4 exons.
GCUGUGAAUUGUGGGUAUUCUUUCUCUUAUUAACAACUCCCCCCCCCCCGCGCCUUCUCACCGUCGUAACUCUGCACGUCCCGACGACACGUGUUGAGACUCGCCCUGGUUGGAGGUGGCGCGAGUUGCGAUCUGCGGCUUGCAGUUUCCGGACUCUUCUUUCCCCCCGUUUGCGGAGCUUUUGAGGAUGAGGACGGCGAGCGGGCAGCGUUGGCUAGUCUCCGUCCCGUUGCUGCUGCUGCUCCCACCGCCUGGAGUUUGGGGUUUUGUUGCUUCCCUAGACAGCGACUUCACCUUCACGUUACCCGCCGGCCGCAAGGAGUGCUUCUUCCAGUCCAUGAAGAAGGAGGCCACGUUGGAGAUCGAAUUCCAGGUACUAGACGGAGCAGGUUUAGAUGUGGAUUUUCACCUCGUAUCGCCAAAACAUGAAACCAUAGUUUUUGAACAGAGAAAAUCAGACGGUGUCCACACAGUGGAGACAGAGGAAGGUGAUUACAUGUUCUGCUUUGACAACACAUUUAGCACCCUAUCAGAGAAAGUGAUUUUCUUUGAACUGAUCUUAGAUAACAUGGGAGAAGAAGAAGAUGAUUGGGGAAAAUAUGCAACUGGAACAGAGCUUCUAGAUAUGAAGUUAGAAGAUAUUCUGGAAUCUGUUAACAGUGUGAAGGCUCGGCUUGGCAAAAGCAUUCAGAUUCAAAACCUGCUCAAAGCAUUUGAAGCUCGUGAUAGAAAUAUACAAGAAAGCAAUUAUGACAGGGUAAACUUCUGGUCCAUAGUUAACAUGGCAGUAAUGAUUAUAGUGUCAGCUGUUCAGGUGUACUUGUUGAAGAGUCUUUUUGAAGAUAAAAGGAAAACUAGAACUUAACACAAGGGAGUUUCAUUUAAAGCAAUAAAGAAGGGAAUUUGCAAUACAUUUAAGAAAAAAAAGAGAUGGCUAUUACUUCUCAGCUGUUUGGAAUGGAUAAUAACCUUCACAUAGGAAUUUUUUUUAAAUUACGAACAGAGUGGCUUUUCUCUAACGGUGCAUAAUUUGUCUCUGACACCAUUUGUCUUGCACAGAAUACUGGAGCAAUGCCAGAUUUUUAACAUUUGUAAUUAUGUCUACUUUUUGCCUAACUUUUUUUUAAAAAAGUAAAUGAUUUGUUUCAUAACCUUAUAAAGAUGUGUUUUCAGUAUUUUAAUGACCAGUCGAGUAGAAAUGCUGAAAAUAAGUCUACUAUUAGAUAGCUUGUUAAAAUUAAGCUUCUUGUAAUUUGUACUAAGACAUUUUCAAAAUGAAUGAAUAUUUGAAAGGCACUUGUUCCAAACUCCAGCAGUUCACAGACAUUAAUAUUCAAUAGGUGGAAUAAAAUCAAGUCUAUAAAGCAAAGUUGUAUUGGUUCAGUAGUAUCAGCUACUUUGGUCCAAAUUUGGAAGUCAAUAUAGUGAAUCACUUAGUAAUAAUUCAAAAUGAAAACUAUGUAAGAUUAUAUAGUUUUCAUUUUGAAUUAUUGCUAAGAUUGAUUCACUAGAAGAAACUUUUUGUUCAAAUGCCAUACUUAAUUAUGUUUUGAAAACUAACGUUUCUUCUCAAAAUUUUAUGUAGAAUUUUAACUUUGGAGACCCAAUAAAGGAGAAUAUUUGUAAUCAGGAUUGAAAUGGGGGGUCCUUGAAGCUGAGUUUGGUUGUUUUCUUGCAGAUGUUUCAUUACCCAAAUUGGGUAACAUCAGUGCUUACCCCUGAUGUUACCUAGUUUGGAUAAUAAAAUGUUUGCAAAAAAACAAGCAAGGCAAGAGACCAUCGAGAAUCUUCCCUCAUAACUCUGGAGUGCCUGGACAUAACAACCUAUGUUGAGUUAAUAUUCAUAACAUAAUAUUAAUGUGCAUUAGGACUACUAGCAUCCUGGAAGAUGCUGCUGAUUUAAGAGUCACACUCAAUAAAAUUAACACAAGAGUUUACAGAAACAUUUUUCAUUCUGUCAUGAAAGCCUGAAAAAAAAGUGCGUUGCUUUAAAGAACAGAAUGGUAUUGAGAUGUGAAACACUAAAAUCAUUUUUGAGGUGUUCACAGGUUUAAUAUACAUAUUGGAUAUUCAGGAUUCAUUAUUUAGUUUAAUUGGUUGACUUCGGAAGUUUCUGUAUGCAGAUUUAUCAUUUUAACAAUUACAAAUAUGGCUAUCUUUAUCAUUACAAUGUUCUCACUUUAUAAUGCUGUCAAACAUUAUGUACUACUCUUGAAUUCUUUUGAGCAUUGUUAAUGACUUAAAUUGUGGAAGACAGCUUUUCCAUGAACUGGGGGAGGGAUGAUUUCGCGCACAUAUAUCCCGUACAGAUGAAGCUUGCCCAUGGCUUGCGUGGCCCCGUUCCUUAUAGGCCACGGAGUGGUACCUGUCCACAUCCCUGGGGUUAGGGCCACUUGUUGUAGAUUAUGGGUAAAUGAUUAACAAGUGUUCCGUUUUCAUUUCUGGUACAAAUUUGCUCCUGACAAAUUGGGUAUAGAAUACUCCUGUUUUAGCAUGAAAUAUAACAAAAUGAUUCACUGCCAUUUUAAUCAAUUUUAAGAUUUGAGUAGCAGAAUGGAAAUGGAUUUGAUUUCACGAUUCUGUGUAUAUAUGUUUGUGUAUAUUUGUUGUACACAUACAUACACAUGCAUGCAAGGGCAGACAAGAAGUAGCAUUGGAUGAUAUGAAAUGUUGCCUUUUAAAAUUACUCUUCAGUUCAGCUGAAUUGGUUUUCCUAAAGUUCUUUCCCACAUUUGUUGUAGGCCAAAAGUGAGGUGUAUUCUUUUAAAAACACAUCGGAAUGAUUUUUAACUUUGUGAAUUAAAUUAUACCAUUGGGAAGAAUAAUUCUAAAAAAA